UUGUAUAAAAGAGUAGAACAUUUUAGAAUUGGUUUUUAAUUUCACAAGAAGUUCUUACGUUAAUUCAAAACUGCACAAUGAAGGAUUGCAUCAGUAUUUUGGAUGGCGAGUUUCAGAUUGUACCCGUGACUCCAAACAUGUAUGAUGAAGUAGAAGAGUUGCUGGUCAGUAUUUCAGUAAACGAAGAAUUCGGAUGCCUAAUCACCAAUUUGCGGAAGUCGCCUUUGGCCAUAGGCGAGCUGCGUAAAUUGAUUAGGUACAUCCUGUCCUUGGGACUUUCCUUCGCCAUACGUCAUGUGGAGAGUGGGAGAAUCGUAUCAGGAAUCGCCAAUAUAAUAUUUAAUGUGAAAAGGAGGAGCUCAUAUUAUGAUGUAAGAGCCCAGAUGAAAAGCCCAAACAUGAUAAAGUAUAUGAUGUUGUGGGAUGCUGUCGAUUCGAGCUUCGAUGUCAAUGAGUAUUUCAAGAUGGACAGCACUAUUGAUGUAGAAUACUUGGGCACUUUGCCGGAUUUUAGGCGACGCGGCCUGGCUAAUAUUUUGUGCCAGCACUCCAUCGAUUCCGCGAGGCUUAUGGCACGGGGGCACCUUCCUCCGGAGGUAUUUGCCCGGCUGCCUGAGGAGAUGCAGAUUGAAAGACCAAGGGCCGUAGUCACCGUAGCCACUUCCCCAACUGCUCGCAAAAUGGGCCACAGUCUAGGGAUGACAGCUGUCCAUAAAUGGACCUUUUCGGAGCUAAGAAAUUUAGGUGGUAUAAUUACGGAGCCUGUUGAUGGAGAGUCUAAUCAAUACGUAGAACUGCAGGUCAUUGAAAUUUAGUUGCGCUUGAAAUAACUAAUAAACCACUUCUCAAAAUGUA
Molecule: messenger RNA, 855 nt
Organism: Drosophila biarmipes
Lineage: Eukaryota; Metazoa; Arthropoda; Insecta; Diptera; Drosophilidae
Exons: 3
Coding region: 78-815 (245 amino acids)
Molecular function (GO): N-acetyltransferase activity
Source: RefSeq, a predicted model, not a curated record